Molecule: messenger RNA, 787 nt
Organism: Drosophila santomea
Lineage: Eukaryota; Metazoa; Arthropoda; Insecta; Diptera; Drosophilidae
Gene: Cks85A
Product: cyclin-dependent kinases regulatory subunit
Exons: 3
Coding region: 251-541 (96 amino acids)
Biological process (GO): regulation of mitotic cell cycle
Cellular component (GO): SCF ubiquitin ligase complex; cyclin-dependent protein kinase holoenzyme complex
Molecular function (GO): ubiquitin binding; cyclin-dependent protein serine/threonine kinase activator activity; histone binding
Source: RefSeq, a predicted model, not a curated record
CCGAGCGGGUACGAGAAGCAAAUGCGCCAGCAGGGAGGCAACGCCACAAAGGCCGGACAAAAGAAUGCAACCAAGAAAUGCAAAUUAAAUGCAUCUUUGCUUUUGAUAGAAUCGGACGCGUCGUGUUUCGUUGAGUUGUGAUUUCCGCGGGCGCGAAUGAUCUGUGCGGAUUAUAUAAUUUGAUAAAGGUCCACGUACCUUGUUGAAAAUCCUCCCCAGCUGCCACCCAUUGGUUUCCUUGCGUUUCGCAAUGCCGGCCGAUCAAAUUCAAUACUCGGAGAAGUACUUCGACGACAAGUUUGAAUACAGGCAUGUUAUCCUGCCACCCGAUUUGGCCAAACAUGUGCCGAAGGCUCAUCUGAUGACCGAGACGGAGUGGCGCAACCUGGGCGUGCAGCAGAGUCCCGGCUGGGUGCACUACAUGGUCCACGCGCCAGAGCCGCAUGUGAUUCUAUUCCGACGCAAACGCAUUCCGGCUGAGGACGCUCCACAGGUGGCAGCCGCCAAUGCAGCUCAGGCCAUAGCGAAUCUGUGUGGUUAGGCCGGGAAUUUUAUAUCGCCAAGGAUCGCUCUUCCAAGGACGCACUCACCAAUGCUCACGCAUUAUUUUAUAAGUUAGCAUCAGAAAAUCUGAUGUAAAAUUACAAACCAUAGCUUUAGGGAGCAGUUCAGCUGGAAAGUUCAAAGACACGAAACGAGCUGAAGACAUCGUUUCUGUUAAUUUCAUUAAGUUUAUUUACCUAAAAUACAAAUCGAAGCGUACGCCCUGUGUACAGACAGUUUAAAA